GUUUAUUCGAGCACUACAACAACCAACGUCGCCCCCAAUGAAAGCGAGGCAGUGUAAACACAACUCCAGGAACAUGAAAAGAUCGGGUGACAGUGAGGGGGAGAAGAGAAGAAAGAGGCGGAAGUUAUUGCAGGAGUUGGGAGACCAGAAGAUCCCCUUUCUGGGACCUUCAGACCGGGGCUUUCAGCAACUGUGGGACUCCAGUUACACUGGCCUGGUUCUGAGGAGAUCCUGCUCGCUGCCUGCCGAGCUCCAUGGUCAGGUGCAGGCGGCUCUGCUCACCCUGAGAAGCAAGGGCUGCCUCCUGAGGGAUCUGGUUCGUGUCCGUGACAGAGACGUGUUCACUGCCGUGUCACGAGCUCUGCUGGGUGAGCCGGGCCACACCUAUCGUUAUCUGGACACACGGCUCUUCGCCAUCCCCUGGCACAGUGAGGACACUGAGGUCAAAGGACAAAACUGUUGUGACCCUGACUUGAGAUCUGCUUGCAAGGCAUUGUGGGAGCUUAACACCUUCUUCUGCUCUGACGUGUCUCAGCUGAAGGAAGGAGACAGGCUGACACAAUGUGCGAAGGGGGAGACGGAGGCCAAACAGGGUAAAGAGGGGGACACAGAGUCUAAACACAGUGAAGACUCCAAGAACAGUGAAGGAGGGGACUCAGAGUCCAGACAGAGUGAGGAGGGGGACACAGAGUCAAAGCACAGCGAGGAGUGGGACAUUGAGUCAAAACACAGUGAAGAAGGUUGCUCUGGGUCAAAACCAGAAGGGGAGUGGGAGACUGAGUCCAAACACAGCAGUGAGGAGGGAGAGUCCUCCCAGGUCAAACCAAGUGAAACCAGUGUUGCAGCAGGGUCAGAACAAAGUGAAGGGAAAUGCCCUAGCUGGGGGUCUAAGGCCGUCAGUGACACACCGACUGAACCUGUGGGACUAGGGGCCCACGGGAAACCUGUGGCCCAGCUAAAGCACAGCCUGUCAGAUUACCACAUUGAGGACAAGGAGGAAAAGGCAAGCGGGCAGGGCUGUUCCCAGCCCAGUCCACCACAGGUAUGCACCGGUCCGGUCAAGUUCAAUGUCACCUUACUCAACUACAUGGACCCGGCAGCUAUGAGCCAGCUGAAAGAAGAGCCUUACUAUGGCAUGGGGAAAAUGGCGGUAGGCUGGCAUCACGAUGAGAACCUGGUCACUCAUUCGCCAGUGGCUGUUUACAGCUACAGCUGUUAUGAUGACAAAGGUGAGAGCAGUGAGGGAGGCAGCGGUGAGAAGGCAUGCUGGAGGAUUGGGCUCAAGGUAGCCUGGGACAUCCACACACCUGGCCUGAUGCUGCCACUGGAGUCUGGAGAUUGCUAUUACAUGAGAGAUGACCUGAACAGUACCCACCAGCACUGUGUCCUAGCUGGAGACACUGCACGCUUCAGCUCCACGCACAGAGUGGCCGAGUGUUCCAGUGGGACCCUGACCUACAUCCAGUCACGCUGCCAAGAGGCCCUGUCCAACCUGCACACUGACCCAGAGACAGGCUCCCACAGCUUGCUGGCCCUGCUGCCGACAACGCUUCAGCACUGUGAGGAGAUUCACAAUGAGGUGGAGUUCGAGUGGCUGCGGCAGUACUGGUUUCAGGGCCAGCGCUACACCCGUUUCUGCAGCUGGUGGACGAGACCGAUGGAGCAGCUGGAGAAAGACUGGAAGCUCAUGGAGACCAUGACCAUGCUCUUCCUGGCUACAGUGGAGGAGGAGGGCAGAGCAGGAGAGGGACGGAGGGAGAUGGCAGAGACCCUGCUGUCUGCCUUGACAGACAGACACCAGCAGAGACAGACAUGGAGAGACAGGUGCCACUCGAGUCUGGCCCAGACAUUACCCCCUGAGGAGGCCCCGGUGGACCGGCCCUUCUGGGGUGUGGAUGACCCCAGCAUGCCGCUGCCCUUUGAUCUGGCUGACAUCAUCAAUAGAGUGGAGUCGCUUCUCUGGAGGAUGUGAAGGGAUGAAGUGAGAAAGAAAGACAAGAAGAAAAAACCCACCAGCUUUUCUGAAUGGCCCCCACGUUAACUAAGGGGACAGACCACUGACGACAGCUCCGUUGUGAUCACAUCAAGAUUGAUUUUCCUUUGAUUGGAGCAUCUACAUUCCCCCUACUCCACCCUCCACUACCCCACCUGACCCUGGCAUCCCAGUCACCCAGCUUGGAUUUGGCUGGAAGACAACCAGACCACCACAGUAGAACCAGAAUAGCGCUUCAGUAACAUGCUAAUAACGCAAGCUUAGCAACAAGCUACUAGUGUCACAACGGUCUAACGAAACAUAAGUGGAACCUACAUUUCAGUGUUAGCAUACAUUGUGCAAGUAUUUAUUAUUUCCGUGUACUCUGUUACUUAAUCUCAUGUAACCCAGUCAUGCUUUUAUCAAUGGAUUGGCUCAUUCUCAGUAGUCCAGUACAGUACAUACAUAUAUGCUUUCUAUUUGUCACACAGUGUUAUAAUACAGUAUACAAUGGUUAAGAAAAGUCACUUUGCUCACAUGGUAUUGCAUUUUUCACUUGUGUAUAGUGUAAUCCUUUUUAUCGUGUUCAGAAAAUGGAAUGAGCCUGAAGAGACCAAAGAAAGAUUCUGAUAAAAAAAGUUAUGAAUGUCACCCAGUGGAGAACAUGAAGAAUGUGUUGUUUUGUGUUGACAGUGCAAUGGUGUGUUUGUGCCAUAUUGAUGUGUGACAGUGUGUACGUGUGUGCUUUGUAUGUGUACAUUUAACCAUGUGAAUAUACGUGCGAUCACUCAUCGGCCUGUGUGUUUGUGCAUGUGCACGUUCACUCGCCCACAUGUCUACAUGAAGACGCGUGUGUAUGAAUGUGAUAGUGUGUGUGAGCCUGUAGGCAGCCUGCCAGUUGUUUGUUCUUGAAGAUGUGCAUAUGGAGAAACAGAGACUAGCAGCGGGGCCCCUCUGCCUCUGCUCUGAUGAAAGGCAGCACUGAUAGAAUGACCCGGAACACAACCGCCGUUUCUCAUAAUUACAGCUGUUCAAUCGCUUUUAAUUACUCUUAAAGUGUGUAGAGCACCACAUUCCCCUGUAAUGCUGCAGGCCAUCCGAGAAAGCGAGAGAAAUAUCCGGCACUUCUGACAAAAUCCACUUUCAAAAAAGCUAAAAAGGGUGGAAAAGGGGGCCGACGUCAAAGCAGUGUAGCAGCCCUCCUCGUUUGAUUUCUUUCUCUAUCUAGUUCAUGAUGAAGUAGAGACGCUGUUUACUAUUAAAAAUGCAGAAUGCACUCCUUUUUUUACUUCUGAAGUUUUUUCCAAGAUGUUAAUGGUUGCCAAACACUGUUCUUCUUGCUUCUUCUUUUGCUGCGCCUCUGUUGUUUGUUGUUGUCAGAGAGAUUUGUUUGUAGAUCGGCAGUAGCGUUGACUUGUUUGAAUCACUCUGUGCUCCCUGCGCCACAGCUUGUCUGUCUGAAGCAAUAGGAAUGGCAGUAAUUAAAAAAAACAGUGUUUUAUCCAA
This is a messenger RNA of Seriola aureovittata, 3478 nucleotides long. RefSeq names its product FTO alpha-ketoglutarate dependent dioxygenase (gene fto). The transcript is spliced from 10 exons. Gene Ontology annotation, molecular function: ferrous iron binding; broad specificity oxidative DNA demethylase activity; mRNA N6-methyladenosine dioxygenase activity. The record is from RefSeq and is a predicted model, not a curated record. Gene Ontology annotation, biological process: RNA repair; regulation of multicellular organism growth; DNA alkylation repair. Bases 38 to 1972 code for a protein of 644 amino acids. Lineage: Eukaryota; Metazoa; Chordata; Actinopteri; Carangiformes; Carangidae.